Messenger RNA from Salvia splendens (bonfire salvia), 1560 nucleotides. RefSeq lists its product as uncharacterized. Lineage: Eukaryota; Viridiplantae; Streptophyta; Magnoliopsida; Lamiales; Lamiaceae. Bases 1 to 1560 code for a protein of 519 amino acids. The transcript is spliced from 4 exons. The record is from RefSeq and is a predicted model, not a curated record.
AUGGCGGCUGAACCAGAUAACGACCCCGAGAUUGGCUCACUCAACGCUCAUCUGAAUGGCAAACCAUCCCAAGCCAUUGUUAUUACCCCAUCCCAGCAGUAUUCAGAAGAGGCCCCUAAUUCGACCGAAGAGGAUUACAUGUUGCGCGCACUCCCAUUUGUGCUGAAGGGUGAGGCUAACACAUGGUUAUUAAGGUUACCGGCCAAUUCUAUCCGCACGUGGGCAGACUUCAGACUGUUUUUCUUGGACUACUUCUUUCCCUCGAACAAGACGAAUGCUAUCAAGAAGGAAAUUCUAGCAUGCAGACAUGAUUAUGAUGAGUCCUUGAGCCAGUAUUGGUCACGUUUCAAGGGAUUGCUCGAUUCUAGCCCCAACAACCGAAUGUGCGAAGCAGAGGUCUACAAUAUUUUCUACGAAGGAGCGAAUCCAGAGUCGAAGGAUUUACUAAACUCUUCGAGCGGGGGGAAUUUCACAAAGAAACGUGUGAGCGAGGACAGAGAAAUUUUCGGAAGAUUGAUUGAUGCAAAGAAGGUGUAUGAUUCCCCUCGUACUAUCCUUAGAAAAGGAAAUGUGGAUGCAGUGAAUGUGCAAAAUGAGGAUAGAAUGGAUGCUAGGAUGGAUAAGCUGGAAAAGACUAUUGUGACCGCCUUAGGAAAAAAUAAUUCGCCGGCCCCAGCCAAAAAGGUCAAGCAAAUGCCAGUCUCAGAGGAAGGAUACCAUUGCUAUGGUCAGCCAGGAGAAGGAGAAAUUCAAGCUCAGGGACAUGGACCACCAUCAAGGACCGAAUACCAGUCGCCAAAAUCCAGGCAGUCGAAGAGCCUCGAUGAGAUGGUGAACGAUUUGGAUACUCAAGUGGAGCACAAGGCAACCAUGAACAUGCUGGCGAAGCAGUUAUCUCAGAUCGCGACUUCCCUAAGUGAAAUGUGCGGAAACGAAGGACGGAUUCCUGCCACAGUCAAGCCACCAGACAGGGCGAACAUCAGUCAAAUCACCCUUAGGUCUGGACGAGAGUAUAAAGGUCCGACAAUGAAGAUUGAUGACGGAACACCUCCUGUGGUGAGCAAGGAAAAGGAUAACCCAACCCCACAGAAGGAAGACACUGAAACAGGGGAAGCUAGAACAGAUGAUGAUAUCCAGAUCGGAGACUUAGGGAAACCAGUACCCCGAAUGGCUGACCCGUUUUUCCUAGACCCAGGAACUGAGGUGGAGGUUGAAGAAAUGAGGAAAGAGAAUGGAGAGUUCUCCAAGGGAGAUUCCAGCAACACGGUCAAACAAGUGAAGCCUUUUCCCUACCGAGGGGAGGCCAAGAAGAAAAAGGAUGACCCUGUGGAUUUCAUGGAAAUCUUAGGUAUGUUGGAAAUCAACCUGCCAUUUCUCCAGGCCUUGAAGCUACCUAUUUUUAGUAAAUUCAUCAAGGAGUUUAUCGCCGAGAAGACUAAACCCAAUGGCAAAAUAGUGAUCGGAGAAACUGUGUCAGCAGUGAUUCAAAAGCGGAGGAUGCCGUCAAAACGCACUGACCCAGGUAUGUUCACUCUUCCCAUUUCAAUUGGGGACAUUUGA